CUGGCUGGAAUCAGAACCAGGCUGUUUCCUGUGGAGACCUCAGCCUGCUGGGAUGGAUUCGGUCAGGAGAUUGUCCAUCGAUUUCACAGAGCCUUAGAUCAGGCCCUGUGAGCCCACCGCAGGGAGCAUCCCCCUCGCGCACACACAACCCUGCUCCGAAGUAGCAGCUGGGACGUCAGUUGGAGACACACAAGUAAAGCUGGGCAGGAGGCGCGGGGAGUUUCGCCCCUGUCCAUGACAGGCUGGGAACAAUAGCCCGUGUGGAAACGGCAGCCGUGUUGUGCCAGUGCAUCCGGAGAGGCAGGAAGGAGCCAGGCAGGAGGAAAUAUUAAAUAGAGCAAUAUAAACACUCGGCUGGAGGGGAUAAGGGGCGGACGCGCCCCGCCCCACCGCCACUGCCACUGAAAGCGGGGCCAGAGAGCCGGGCGGCAGCAGUGAGCCUGCAACAUGGACAAGAACGCCUACGCCAUGGCCAAGUUCGGCCUGGAGUCCAGGGACAACCUGAACCCCAAGCGGGACUGUGGCUUCUACAUGAAAUACAUCUUCCUAUUCACCUCGGUCAUCCAGUUCCUCAUCAUCUUGGGGCUGGUUCUCUUCAUGCUCUACGGCAACGCCCACGCCGGCACCGACACCCACCUGCGGCACCUGGAGGAGCAGGUCCAGGAGCUCUACAGCAAGAUGACGCUGCUCAACGCCAAGAACAAAAACCUCACCCAGCAACUCAACGCCACCAGCAAGGAGAAGCUCGGCUGCGUCCAGCAGAUGACGGCAACCCAGAAAGAGUUGGAGAAAUGCAACGCCACCCUGCGGACCUGCAACGCCGACCUGGUCCAGUGCCAGAACAUCUUGGUCUACGCCCAGUACUACAGGCUGAUGGCAGAGGAGAGCUCCAGGAACAUGAACAUCCUGAACAUCACCUGCUACGCCGAGAAGCUGAGCCUGCGCGAGACCCGGGACUGGCUGGUGCGGGAGGCCCAGCAGCAGCGGGAGAACUGCUCGCAGGUGACGGAGAAGCUGAAGCAGGCGGCCAGCAGCGCCAACAGUGAGUGGGAGCUCUGCCGGCAGGAGACCAUCCGCCUGCGGGCACAGUACAACGGGCAGCGCCUGGGGCAGAACCAGUGUUGCAGCCUUGGGGAGAAGAUGCUGGGCGAGUUCCAGAACAUCCAUCAGACCCUCCAGGGGAAACUGGGGACCCUCUCGCCCUACUCGUCCAGCAGCUGCACCACGCUGAGCCAGCAGCUGAACUCGCAGCUCAAGACGCUGGGGGACAAGCUGCAGCAGGAGAUGCAGACCCAGGGGCAGGAGAACGGGCGGCUGCAGGCCGAGAAGCUGCUCAGCGAGGCGAACCUGCAGGACUGCGGGCAGCAGCGCGCCAGGGAGACCCAGCAGCACCAGCACCAGCUGCAGGCCCUGCAGGCUGCCUGCGACGCCGAGGCCAAGCGGAGCUACCAGGAGAAGCAGACGCUGACGGAGGAGAAGGGCCACCUGAACCAGCAGCUGCAGGAGAAGAACAAGCUUCUGGCCCAGGCAGAGGCCGUGAAGGCCCAACUGGAGAGCUGCAGGAGGGCAAAGGGCAGUGCUUGGAACCCAGGCCUGAGAAAUCCUAGCAACCCCGGGACCUUCGGGAACCCUGGGACCUUUGGAAAUCCAGGGACACUGGGGAACCCCGGGACGUUCGGGAACCCGGGGACACUGGGGAAUCCUGGGACGUUCGGGAACCCAGGGACACUGGGGAAUCCUGGGACGUUCGGGAACACUGGCAGAGCCAACCUGGAUGAAAUCAGAAAGCGAAUCCUGGAGGAGGCCAAGCUGUCCAACCAGUUCCCCCCAAAACCCGUGGCACAGCCCAGCGGCUAACGAGAGAGCAAGGCCAUGGGGAGCAGAGGCCGGGAGCUGAGCUGGAGGAAACGCGACUUGAUUGGCAAGAAACUUAGGAGACUGAGCUGGUGCAUGGCCUGAAAUCGCUCUCGCUCACACAGACAGACACGCCUGGGCAGAGACUCACAGCCAGGCGCAAACACAUACAUGUGACUCUCCCCCACCCACACAGCUGCAAUCCAUCUUACACCCCG
Molecule: messenger RNA, 2072 nt
Organism: Chrysemys picta bellii (western painted turtle)
Lineage: Eukaryota; Metazoa; Chordata; Testudines; Emydidae
Gene: PLVAP
Product: plasmalemma vesicle associated protein
Biological process (GO): positive regulation of cellular extravasation; regulation of vascular permeability
Source: RefSeq, a predicted model, not a curated record